UUGGAGGAGUUGAACUACCUUAAUCAAUUGAAGUACAUUUUGGAAAAUGGCAAGAAGAAAGCUGACAGAACCGGCGUUGGAUCAGUAUCUGUCUUUGGCUUACAGAGUCGGUAUAAUCUGAGGAAUGAUUCGUUUCCAUUAUUUACGACAAAAAAGGUUUUUUGGAAGGGAAUCAUCGAAGAAUUGCUUUGGUUCAUUGCCGGGCGAACCAACUCGAAACUGCUUUCUGAAAAAGGCGUUCGUAUCUGGGACGCCAACUCUUCUCGCGAAUUUCUAGAUUCAGUGUCACUUCAGCAUUAUGAAGAGGGUGACCUUGGACCUGUCUAUGGCUUCCAGUGGCGACAUUUUGGCGCCGAAUACAAGGGUAUGUAUCAGUGUUACGAUGGGCAGGGGGUUGAUCAAUUGCGGCAAUGCAUUAACCUGAUCAAACACGACCCGAUGAGCAGGCGCAUUAUGUUAACGGCUUGGAAUCCAUGUGACUUGUCGAAAAUGGCACUGCCCCCAUGCCAUUGUCUUGUGCAGUUUUACGUCGCCGAUUCCGAACUUUCCUGCCAGAUGUAUCAGAGAAGCGCAGACAUGGUUGAGCAUUUAGACGACUCAUGUUUUCUACGACCAGCAUUUGUUUUUUAUCUUCUUCAGGGCUUAGGAGUGCCUUUCAACGUUGCCAGUUAUUCGCUGCUCACAAGAAUGAUCGCAAGCAUUACUGGAUUGAAGGCAGGCGAUUUUGUCCACACAAUCGGCGAUGCUCAUGUGUAUUUGAAUCAUGUGGAUGCCGUGAAACAGCAGAUCGAACGAUGCCCAAGGCCGUUUCCUAAACUGGUAAUCAAACGAAAAGUGACCGCUAUCGAAGAAUUUACUGCCCAAGACUUCGAUUUGAUUGGCUACGAUCCUCAUCCACCGAUUCACAUGAAAAUGGCAUUAUAGAA
Molecule: messenger RNA, 926 nt
Organism: Soboliphyme baturini
Lineage: Eukaryota; Metazoa; Nematoda; Enoplea; Dioctophymatida; Soboliphymatidae
Source: the annotation of a GenBank genome assembly